Arvicanthis niloticus (Nile rat) is the source of this 836-nucleotide messenger RNA. RefSeq names its product mitochondrial ribosomal protein L17 (gene Mrpl17). The record is from RefSeq and is a predicted model, not a curated record. Gene Ontology annotation, cellular component: ribosome; mitochondrial large ribosomal subunit. Lineage: Eukaryota; Metazoa; Chordata; Mammalia; Rodentia; Muridae. Gene Ontology annotation, biological process: translation. Gene Ontology annotation, molecular function: structural constituent of ribosome.
AGUUUCCCUUUCCGGGCAUCGGGGAGGUGGGGCUAAGGUGGGAUCAUGAGGCUGUCGCUGGCUGCCGCCAUCUCCCACGGCCGCGUCUACCGCCGCCUGGGCCUUGGUCCUGAGUCCCGCAUCCACCUGCUGCGGAACUUGCUUACAGGCCUAGUUCGCCACGAACGCAUCGAGGCGACAUGGGCACGCGUGGACGAGAUGAGGGGCUACGCGGAGAAGCUCAUCGAUUAUGGAAAGCUGGGAGACACCAACGAACGAGCCAUGCGUAUGGCUGACUUCUGGCUCACUGAGAAGGACUUGAUCCCGAAGCUAUUUAAAGUGCUAGCGCCUCGGUUCCAAGGUCAGAACGGGAACUACACAAGAAUGCUACAGAUCCCGAAUCGGAAGGAGCAAGAUCGGGCCAAGAUGGCAGUGAUAGAAUAUAAGGGGAACUGCCUCCCUCCCCUGCCUCUGCCUCACAGAGACAGCAACCUUACUCUCCUAAACCAGCUGCUUCUGGGACUGCAGCAGGACCUGCACCAUAACCAGGAAGCAAACCUCCACAGCUCCCAUGCUGCUCAAACACCAAAGACUUAACUGGAGCUGGAGAGUGCAUAGGUGUGGUGCCUUGUUCGGGGGUCUUGGUCUUGUAGUGUGCGAGACCUGGAAGUAGCAUUGUAAAGCACCUUCAUAGUGAGGCUCACACCUCCCUGCUGACUCAAAUGAUCCUCUUUGUACAGUAGAUAAAAUUCUUGAUGUGAUUAUAAGAUAGUGAUUUUCUUUUCCUUCCCUAGGAUUUAUGAGAAGUAAGAGGCAUCCAGAUGCUCAGCUUCCUAAGACAGUCCCCAUUUGCUUUG